UCCCGCGUCGCAGGCCCUGGCCCCGCCCCGGAGCAGCCGGGCCGCCUCCGCUGCACCAUGGCCGGUGGGCCCGGGCGGCUGCUUUCCCUGGCCCUGGGCUGCCUGGCCGCCUUGGCCGCUCUGGCGGAGCAGCAGCAGCUGCGCUUCAAGCCGGCCCCGGCCCCCACCCCCGUGCGGCUCUUCACCGAGUCCGAGCUCGCCAGAUACAGCGGGCAGGAGGAGGGCCAGCCUAUUUACAUGGCCGUGAAGGGAGUAGUAUUUGAUGUCACUUCUGGAAAAGAAUUUUAUGGGAAAGGUGCCCCAUACAACGCCCUCGUUGGGAAGGACUCAACACGAGGCGUUGCAAAGAUGUCACUUGACCCAGAAGACCUCACUCAUGACACAACAGGACUCACGGAAGAAGAGCUAAAAUCCCUGGAUGAUAUCUUCAAUGAUGUUUACAAAGCCAAAUAUCCUAUUGUUGGCUACACUUCUCGAAGAAUUCUGAAUGAGGAUGGCAGCCCCAAUCAGAACUUUAAACCUGAGGAUCAGCCACAUUUCAGCAUUAGAGAUGAAUUUUGAUGAAGGAUUUAGCAUCCUGAAAAUCCUCAGAUGGACAUUGUAGAACACUGUAUGACUGGGAAACAUUGACUGUUUCUAAGGCAGAAGAACAUUUUCUAUGAAUUAUGUAUCUUUUGUAUUUUUGUUAUCCGUCCUCCCGCCCAAAGAGAAUAAUAGCUGAUUACUAGUGUAGUGAAUUCCUUCAAGUAGUGACCCAAAUAAAAUUUAAUCGGUGGCACAUAUUUGUGGAUUGGAGGGAACUAUUUCAAUAAAAUUCUCACUGCCAAUAUCUUGAUUUCUCUUUUUUAAUAUAAAAAGAAAAAUUGGAUAACUAAAGACUCAUUCCCUAAAGGGGAGAAAGUGUCCUUUAAUAGCUGAAUCAUGAGAUUAGGGGUUUUGCCAUUUCUGGGUUCUGUUCCCUGUUCUGCUGCAAACUUGCUGUAUUACGUGAGUCACCUUACUUCACUUCUCCAUGCCUCAGUUUCUCCAUCAGUAAAAUAGGUGUAAUAAGGCUUUUUAUCUCAGAGGAGUGGUUUGGGGCUUAAUAUUCAUCCUCUUUGAUUACAGUGGAUAUAUAAAUGCUGACUUCCUGAAAUGUACUUAAAUGCUGUAUAUUUAUGCAAAGCCCAGUGUUAUAAAACAAAGAAGAUUUUUCUUCUGGGAAAUGUAAUAUUUAAUUACCUUUUGAUUCAAUAUAGGCUACAAUCAAUAGCUCACAGCAGCGCCGCUGCAAGAUCUCUAGUGGAGCUGCUCUACACUGACAGGAAAGAGGUCUCCCAUCGCCUUAAAUAAUCCACCCCCAACAAGCGGCGGCGGCAGCUAUGUUGGCAGGAGAAGCUCAGGGCGGUGGCUUAUUCACACCCCUGAGUGGCAUAAGUUAUACUGACAUAAGUGGUAGUGUAGACAUGGCCUAAAUCACUCUUAUUGCAGUAGUUUUGUCAAAAUAGCACUUUUUUGUAAUACAUUUACAUGGGUUUGUCAUUUAAAAUUUAGGUCAUGAUGGUUCCUUAGUAUCCUCAACUCCUAAUUCCCACAAACCAAGAGAAAUUAUAACCUAGGAUCUAUGGUUAUCAUAAAGUCUUUGUUCACAUAUUGUAAAA
Messenger RNA from Chrysemys picta bellii (western painted turtle), 1640 nucleotides. It is a transcript of the gene NENF, whose product is annotated as neudesin neurotrophic factor. The record is from RefSeq and is a predicted model, not a curated record. NCBI's taxonomy places the organism in Eukaryota, Metazoa, Chordata, Testudines, Emydidae. Gene Ontology annotation, cellular component: endoplasmic reticulum; membrane; endomembrane system.